CUCCAUAACAAAAAAUUGUCGUAGGAGAUCACUCUAUUAUACUUUUGUUCAGCAAGACAAAAAAGAAAUUAAAAUUAGCAAUUCUCCGAGUCUGCUUUUAUUUUUGUUAAUUUCUAUCGUCAAAUUAAUUAACAAAUUACUUAUUCAACGAAUAACUGUGAAUUGUAAAAAGUGUACUUAAGUCCAUCACACAGAAAUUCAUAACAGAAAAAAGAGCAAUCCCGUUUGAAUGCAGUUAUAAAUUAUAUUUUAUUACUUUAUAAUACUGUUCCAAUCGAAUUGGUUGUGUCGUUGUCGUUGUCGUUGUCGUUCUCGUCAAAGUCGAAGUCGAAGUUGAUUAAUAUUUAAAAAAGAAAUAAAAUAAAAGAAAAGGCUGUGUUUUUGGUAUUUGGUAUUAAUAGUCAAUACGAGAGAGACUUUGGCAAUAAUAAGAAACUUAAUGGAAUAACAAAGUGUGGUUUUCUAUCUAUCGGAAUUUCACGCAGCUGAAACGCAAUAGAAUCUUUAUAAAUUGAGCAAUAAAUAUGUCAUCCCCAAGUGCUGGUAAACGUCGCAUGGACAAUGAUGUCAUCAAAUUAAUUGAAAGUAAGCACGAGGUGACAAUCCUCGGUGGUCUUAAUGAGUUCCAUGUGAAAUUCUUUGGACCACAGGGUACACCGUACGAGGGUGGCAUAUGGAAGGUACGCGUAUAUUUGCCAGAUAACUAUCCCUUCAAAUCACCUAGUAUAGGUUUUGUCAAUAAAAUUUACCAUCCUAAUAUCGAUGAAUCAUCGGGCACUGUUUGCUUAGACGUUAUUAAUCAAGCAUGGACGGCGCUUUACGACUUAUCUAAUAUAUUCGAGUCAUUUUUACCGCAACUAUUAACAUAUCCAAAUCCGGUCGAUCCAUUAAAUCGUGAUGCUGCUGCGUUGUAUUUGCAUGAGCCUGAAGAAUAUCGGCGAAAAGUUGCCGAUUAUGUUCAGCGAUACGCAACAGAAGAAGCUUUACGUGCACACCAAGAACGUGAGAGCUCAGACAGCGAGUCUAGCAUGUCCGACUAUAGUGAAGAUGAAGCUAGGGAUAUGGAAUUAUAAUAUCGUUUUCGUUUUAAUUUAAAAAAUAAAUUUUACAAAUUUAUUAUUGUAACUAUACACAUACAUAAUAUAUUAAUUAUAAAUUAUGAAUAAUA
Eupeodes corollae is the source of this 1168-nucleotide messenger RNA. RefSeq names its product ubiquitin-conjugating enzyme E2 H (gene UbcE2H). The record is from RefSeq and is a predicted model, not a curated record. NCBI's taxonomy places the organism in Eukaryota, Metazoa, Arthropoda, Insecta, Diptera, Syrphidae. Gene Ontology annotation, biological process: protein polyubiquitination; ubiquitin-dependent protein catabolic process. Bases 525 to 1073 code for a protein of 182 amino acids. The transcript is spliced from 2 exons. Gene Ontology annotation, molecular function: ubiquitin conjugating enzyme activity. Gene Ontology annotation, cellular component: nucleus.